Molecule: messenger RNA, 1350 nt
Organism: Malassezia vespertilionis
Lineage: Eukaryota; Fungi; Basidiomycota; Malasseziomycetes; Malasseziales; Malasseziaceae
Gene: zuo1
Product: hydroxymethylglutaryl-CoA lyase
Exons: 1
Coding region: 1-1350 (449 amino acids)
Biological process (GO): regulation of translational fidelity; 'de novo' cotranslational protein folding
Cellular component (GO): cytosol
Molecular function (GO): ribosome binding; Hsp70 protein binding
Source: RefSeq, a predicted model, not a curated record
AUGACGACGGUGGUUGAUAUUCCUUUUGCAUUGCCGGCCGCCCCGGCGGGCUCUAAGCCUGCGGCUGCAUCCACCUCGGCACUUUCGCUGACCAGUGUCAAGAUGGAGCCUGCAGGCAUGCCGUUCCUCAGCUGCAUCCGCCGCCGCUUGAACCAGAGCAGCUUUGCGGAAGACGAUGCGCUGGUCAAGCAGCGUCUUGAGGAUCAUGCUGCGGCAAACACGGAGGUCGAUGAGAUGGACAACGAUAUCGGAGAGGAGCCUGAAAGUGAGGCGCUUCUUGCAAGUGAUCCAAAGGACUGGAAGUCGCUGGACCACUACGCAGUCCUCGGCCUCUCCAGCCGUCGUUACAAGGCCACCGACCAUGAAAUCAAGAUUGCGCACCGCAAAAAAGUGCUCAAGCACCACCCCGACAAGAAGGCUGGUGCCACGGGCCUGAGCAAUGACGACUCCUUUUUCAAGUGUGUUGCAAAGUCGUUUGAGAUUUUGUCGCGCCCCGAGAAGCGUAUGCAGUUCGACAGUGUCGACGAGGGCGUGGACGACGACGAUGUGCCAACUGGCAAGGAGAAACCGGAGCACUUUUACGCACUGUGGGGCCCCGUUUUUGCGCGCGAGGCACGCUUCUCAAAAGUCACCCCGGUGCCGUCGCUGGGCGACGCAGAGAGCCCCAAGGAAGCCGUUGACGAGUUCUACAACUUCUUCUACAACUUUGACAGCUGGCGCAGUUUCGAGUAUCUCGAUAAGGAGGCGAACGAGGGCAGCGAUAGCCGUGAUGAGAAGCGCUUCACUGAGAAAAAGAACCGCAAUGAGCGUGCGCGUUUGAAGAAGGAGGACAAUGCGCGCCUCCGCAACCUGAUCGACAAGGCGCUGGGGGUUGAUCCGCGCAUCAAAAAGUUCCGCGCCGAAGAGCGUGCCGCGCGCGAGGCGAAGCGCAACAAGGGCAAGCCUGGAGCGGCGGGUGCGAAUCCUGCCGCCGCUGCAGCCGAGGCCGAGCGCAAGAAAGCCGAGGAGGAGGCUGCCGCCAAGGAAGCUGCCGCCAAGGAGGAGUCUGAUAAGGCGGAGCGCGCCGACGCGAAAAAGGCGCGCGAGGCCGCCAAGAAGAAUCUCAAGAAAGAGAAGAAGGCACUCCGCCAGAUUAUCACCGAUGCCAACUACUUCCAGCCCGAGGGUACGGCGCCGUCGGCGAACGUGCUCGACAAGCAGCUCACCGCACUUGACUCGCUCUGCGCUAUGCUGGAGCCCGAGCAGGUUGCAGCGCUCCGUGUAGAGGCAGAGAAGGGCAAGGAUGCUGCGCAGACUGCGCUGGACAAGGCUGCCCAGGACAAGGGACUCGGCGCGGCGUUUACCCCGUAG